AUGUCCAGCAUUAAGCUUGAGGACUAUCGGCAGGGUUAUCCUCGGCUGGCGAGUUUUCUCACUUUGGACAGGAACUUCUCCAUUCUAAAGAGGUAUGACUUCUUGCAUAUGAGGAGUCUCCUAGACCUACAAGAUCAGCUUUCAGAGCUCCAGGAUCAACUGAAACGGUGUGACGAGCUUGAACCUGUACAACUAGGGCUGAGCAGCCGUCGCCAAGACAGCAACAAUACCCGCCGUGACCUGUUGCAGCGCAUCCGCUCCACACUCGAAGUUUACGGUGAGUACACGUAUACCCUCGCAACGCCAUGCAUAACUGAUGGAUGGUCAGAUAAGGCUGUACAAGAUUACAACAACAUGCUCCGUCUGCCCGAAGCGCAUGAAGCACAGCGCCAAAAUGUAGAGAACUGGUUCGCGGGAAACAAGCCGCUGGUACGGUCUGAGAGCGCAUGCUUUCUUAAUAUGUCAGUUGAAACGGAUUAUGUGGCCCUGGGAGUCUCCGAGAGAUGUGAUAGAUCACGGCUGGAGAAGGUACUAGAGUGGGGGCUGAGGACAUUUCCUCGGGUUGGAAGACUGUUUCACACCAACUUGGCAAAGACUCGAGACCCCAACAUCUUUCUCUUUCCCCCCUCACUUCUUGACCAUGCUGCCAAAGCAUUCGUGGCGUUGUUUGUUCCUAUGUGGCUGGUUCUCCCAACAAUACUGUUGCAAAGCUCAGGUGGAAGCCUCCCAAGAUCGAUAAUCUAUGCUAUCUUUGUCUUCGGCACAUCCAUUUUGCUUGUUGCUGCACUCGACAUAACUAAACACAACUUUUUAAUUGCUUUGGUAACAUAUGCUACGUUACUCGGCGCAUUUCUAGCCCAGUCGCCUUAG
Molecule: messenger RNA, 870 nt
Organism: Fusarium coffeatum
Lineage: Eukaryota; Fungi; Ascomycota; Sordariomycetes; Hypocreales; Nectriaceae
Exons: 5
Coding region: 1-870 (289 amino acids)
Source: RefSeq, a predicted model, not a curated record